AGUCUGAGAUAUGUUUAAGCCUAUUGAAAACAUAUUACAAUAAUGCCAUUUUAUAUAUGUCCAUUUAAAAGUUUUAUUGCGUUUUUUUUCUGUAAUUAGUUAUUCAUUUAGAUAUGCCUGGUUUCUUUUCACGGUGAUACACUUAUGUGUUUGGUGUUGGUAAGCAAAAGGCGACCAGUUAAACAUGCGGUGGUUCUUUAUGAAGAGAUGUUAAAAACUGUUAGACAGGAAGCCACAGCCAUCACAUGAGACCAGCUUGAGUGGCUGACGGUGUCUACACGCACUACACGAAUAGAGCAUUCACAGAGAAAUGAGAGGCUUGUUCUAUUUUGUUCUUUGGAUAUUUCCAAUUUUUCCCUCCACAACACAGAAUGAAACCCCUGUGCCUUGUUAUAAGGUUCCACAAACCUGUAUGGACCAGGCUAACGUUCUAUCGUGUAUUGAAGAAGGAAUGAGAACUUGCAUAUCUAAAACCCCUAGGAUUCCAAUUCCAAAUUUUUUCUCCAGACCAGUUUCCUCAGAGGAAAUGGUUGAUACAAAAAGAGGAUAUAAAAUCCAUGUCUCUGAAGAAGCAUUAGAGAGGAGCAGCAGUAGACGGGGGGAAACUUCUAAGGAAGUGGAAUUGAUUGUGUCUAUUCUCAACGAGACUCUCUUCAAGGGAAAUGACUCACAUGAGUCAAGCUCAAUAUUGCAUGGGAAAAGUGUGUUAGGAGUUUGGCUUGGUGUGACAGAAAUUCGCAACCUUUCUCAGCCCAUUCAACUCAGAUUCAUAAACACUAAUCAGAGUGCAAACGGAGUCUGUGUCUACUGGCAUCUUGAUAAAAAUGGCAAAGGUAACUGGAGUACUGAUGGCUGUAAUACUAUCAUCGACAGAGGAGACUUUUUGUGCAGUUGUAAUCAUCUGAGCUUUUUUGCAGUGCUCAUUAAUCCUGAAAUUCCUGAAGAGUCCCACAUUGUCUCUCUCAACUACAUCUCAUACAUCGGCUCUGUCCUUUCAAUAGUAUUUACAGCCCUAAUGAUUGUUAUGUUUCUUUGCAUGAGAAAAAAACAAGGUGACCAUUCAGCCAUCAUUCACGUGCAGCUCUCAGGAUCCCUUUUCUUGUUGCACACCUCAUUCUUGUGCAGUGUGUGGUUUUCAGGCCAGAGAGACAUUGAUUCAGUGUGUCAAGCUCUAGGACUUCUUCUACACUGGUGUCUUUUAGCCACCUUCACUUGGACAGCCAUUGAGGGCUUCCACCUGUACCUGCUGCUGGUGCGGGUCUUCAACAUCUACAUCAAGAGAUACUUGCUAAAAUUAAGUCUUGUGGGAUGGGGUGUACCCACCAUUACAGUGAUGAUAUGCGGUGUGACUAAAGUGUAUGGCAAAUAUAAAUUUUACAGGGAUAAAGAAGGCUCAACUGAUACACCUCUAUGCUGGAUAAGCACACAGAUAGUGAGCUACAUUACUGUGAAUGGUUAUCUCGUGCUGGUGAUGCUCUUUAACAUGGUUAUGCUGGGGGUGGUGCUGGUUAAGAUGCACAAAUUGAGAUCACGAACUCUUCAGAUUAAAGACCAUCAGAGGAGGGCAUGGAAAGAAUGGGUGUCUAUUCUCGGGCUCAGCUGUGUUCUGGGAGUGCCCUGGCUACUGGCUUUCUCCUCCCAUGGCCCCAUGAGUCUCCUUUCGCUCUAUGUUUUCACAAUUCUCAACAGUUUUCAGGGUGUCUUUAUUUUCGCGUGGUUUUUGACUCUCACAUGUCAAGCACGUAAAGAGGAACACAUCUCAUCAAAAGGCACCAUUCAGGUCAGCUUCAACAGUAAUGAAUAUGUGACUACAAGAUAACCAACAGCUGUUCGGUCACAUCACACAGUGGACUUCGAAUGUGGACCCUCCAUUCUACAUCAUAACUUCAGUCUAGUUCUUUUUAUUAAUAAUUAAGUCGUUCAGUGUCUGCAGAACCCCAGGGAUCACAAGGCAAUCUAAAGGGAAUCUGCAUAGUAUUAUGGGGGUGGGGGUAGGGUAUUUAUUUCUAAAUGCUUUGAUCUUUGCUUUGUAAUUACCUCCUACUGGUAGUUAUGUGUAAAGCACAUUGUGAAAGAUACUAAUAAAAUUUCCAAAACCGUUUUUAUAUCUGGUGGGGGAAAAACCCCUGUGGACUCUACAAAGUAUAUAUAUUUGAGAUCAUAUUUAGUGCAAUGAAAAAAGUAAAUAAAUUUAAUAAACAUUUAUUUUGUGCUUUUUUCUUCAAACAAUCUAAUAAAUGGGUCUUUAUGCAAUCAAUAAAUAUUGCUUUAUUUUUUAAAGAGUUUCAUUAUAUAUAGGGUUCUUUUCUGUUACUGUGUGAAAGUCUCUGUCCUAAGAGGGCCCUCUAUGAGUCUAUGUGCAUUCAGAGAUGCAAUCUUGGCAACACCUAGGGUUCAGAAAACACAAUUCAUGAUAGGUAAUGUCCUUAUUAUAAGAAUAGAAUCUAUUUUUCCAUUAUUUUACCCCUAAUUAAAAAAUAAAUACAUAAAAAUGUAACCUUGUACUAAAAGCAAUGACAAACAAGACAAAUUUACUUUAAAAAAUUUAUGAAAAUACCAAUGUGAAAAUUGAGAUACAAAAUCUUAUCAAUGGUAAUAUUAUAAAAAGUAUAUAAAAAAAAGAAAGUGCACAAAAACUUCUUUACAGCAUUAAUUGUACAGACAGCUUUGAAUAAAUAGCAUAAGUUAAAAAUGACAAAUUAACUUAAUGAAAUGAUCCGCUAAAUCCCCGGUAAGGCACAUUGACUGAGAAUGUGCCACAUUAAUAGUUUAAAAAACAUUUUUCCCUGAAAUUUAUCGACAUCUUGUAUUUGCUCUCAUGCAUUUUAAGAAGAGCUUGAAGUCAACAGUAAUGCUGACGCAAAAUAUUGCUGGUGAAUAAAAACAAACAUUCAUUCAAAUAAGACAGAAAUACAACUGAACAUCUAAAUCCAAUUGCAAACUCCAUAAUAUCGCUAAAAUUCUGAGCCUAAACCAUUUUUUUUUCUCAAAAGAAAAAGACAAUUCUGUCACAUUUCAAUUAAUCCAAACUGCAAAGAAAAAGAAAAAAAAAACUUACAAAAGGCUGCGGUCAAUACAUCAAGACUGAAAGACUAUAUACAAUUUCAUCUUUGAUUACCUUUAGUGUACAAUAUUGAAAUAUGUGGCAAAAAAAAAAAAACAGUGUAAAUCUCUUACUUUCUGUAUAAUAACACUUUCAUACAACAACAAAUAAAAUACAAACAAUCACCAACAGCCAUAAAACUGAUCAUGCCUACAAAUACAUUAUGCAUGCUCUCAUAUGCCAUUGUGUAAGUGAUAACCGUUUAAAUACUCUUGAGAUAAUGUAUUUUUGCAUCUUGUUUUUAAAAAAGAUUUACAAACCCGUAACCGUUUUUAAAUAUUGAGCAACAUCUUUAUGCCAAACCAGAAUGAAAACGAGAUUUUACAAGCACAUGUCCAUAUCAUAGACCACAGCUGAGGUGAAUUCACAUUGUGAAUAUUGUGCCCAAGAACCCGAGACAGAAAAUGCAUGCGUGUGAUAUAACUUGAAUCAGAGCAGAAGACUGCAAGGCUGAGUAAAAUAUUAUAUUUGCUUAAAAGUACACCCAUCUCAUUAAUGCCUCGGCCGUAAUGUUAGAUACAGCACUUUACAUUAUUCAUCUGUAACCCGUCAAACUAAAUGCCAAAUAGAAGUCUUUUGGUGCACUGGUAUGGAAAAUAAGAUUAUAUUUACAAAACACUGGUAACUCCAAUAAAAAAAAA
Molecule: messenger RNA, 3744 nt
Organism: Carassius auratus (goldfish)
Lineage: Eukaryota; Metazoa; Chordata; Actinopteri; Cypriniformes; Cyprinidae
Product: adhesion G protein-coupled receptor G3-like
Exons: 12
Coding region: 311-1819 (502 amino acids)
Biological process (GO): adenylate cyclase-activating G protein-coupled receptor signaling pathway; cell surface receptor signaling pathway
Cellular component (GO): plasma membrane
Molecular function (GO): G protein-coupled receptor activity
Source: RefSeq, a predicted model, not a curated record